AAACAGCAGCAAGUACAGGCCUACUCUACGUAUACGGGUUCGGAGCCACGUCAGUGGUGGAUCGCUAGCGCUGAAUGUCGUCAGGCAGACAUGUCCAGGUUGUUGGGUCUCAAUCCAAAGCUAGUGAACUGGAAUGUAAGAUGUCACUUUCUUCCGUGUUCUCAGCUUAAAAUGUAUUCUUGUUUUUUGCAGGGACAGACACCUCUGCAUGUUGCUGUCGUAUUUUCCCAGCCUGUCGCGAUCCGCUUGCUAGUCGAAGAAUUCAAAGCCGAUACGGCCAUCAUGGAUUUUUCCGGUCGUUUCCCAGUAUCCUAUCUCAAAGAAGAGCAACGGUCGGAAUUCGAAAAAGCUCUGCUGUUUUGGUAUUUCUUUCCAGAACUGCUGACGGCUGGUCGGUUGGCUCGCAUUCGUGAUGCAUUGCAUAUAUUGCGGCCGAAGACGGGGCCCACAGUUGAAUGUCGAGGGGACUACACCAGUUUUCUUCACCCGAAUUCUGAUAUAAACCUAUUCAAAUCACCUAUGGUGCCAAAACACGGUGGGAAACCUCUUUGUCCUGACAGUUUGUCCAAACACUAUGGAUCCCUGUCGCAUCGCUCCUCGACGUUACGUUCAGCCACCAAUCCUGUUGGAAGAGUCGGUCGGCAAGGAUCUGUUCUGCUCAAUAUGCUCCAUUCGGCUGCAAAUGCGGUACACUGCGAUCCAUAUUCCGAACAGCGCGCACAUGGGACACUGUAUGCACGAACUGUUUCAGCUGGUACUAAUGAUGAAUCUGGAGCAAGCAAACCAAGCGGUGCCGGUGACGCCUGUUCCCUGGACUCCUCCGCCUCUUCCGACCUUGGAUGUCUACAAUCGAGCUUGGUCAACCGGGUUGUACUGGAACCCAACGACACUGCUCUCGCUACAAUCCCCUAUCAUAAACUACCGAAGCACCCCCCAAGGUCUGCUGAUCCGGAGACACUGGCCAUUCUGCUCAGUCUGCUACCGUCCUCUCCAUCUGACCAGUCGCCCGGCAAAAAGAAAAAAGCCAACGGGCAUAAUUACCGAAAAGUUUUCAGACACCCCCGUUCGCCGUCCUCUCAUUCGCUGGCACUGGAUUCCGUGGAUAAGUUGCCACGAAAGUCUUCUUUCUCCCACUCAGCCGAACUUGCCGAAACUGAUAUACGUUCGUUGUUCGGUCGCCGAAUGCAUGGUGUGCUGCAGCGAAAGAAAUCCACAAACAGUUUGCAUUCCGCCAAUUCUUCUUUGGACCCAGAGAUAUCUGAUUCUCAUGUAAACUGCUCCUUGCGGACUCAAUUUCGUUGUCGUUCGGUUGACUGUGGAAUAUUAUCCAAGCCUUAACAUUAGCGAAAAAUAAUUGGGAUUUCAGUUUGCCGUUGUGUAUACCUGGUUUUAUGAGUCACAAUAUGCUUCAUUUUUAUUUUUGUCUUGUUAAAACGAUCAUAUCAUAUACCGAAACGGGGGAACAUGGAAGGUGUUUUUUAUCUGUCUAUUUUUCUGUGAUUAUCCACGGUUUCCACUGUUGACUGAUCACUCCUUAUUGAUCACUUUUACCUCAUUUGAAUGCAGUUUUGUUACCCAUAUUGUUGCUGACUACCGCUGGUUGUGGUGAGCAUUUGAAACUUAAUUUUUUCCGUGUCACAUGCUUCCCCGAAUAUGGUGGGGGUUGACCAGGGCGGCGUACUAAGCAUCCGCAGCAUGUUCUGCUAAUGUGUCCAGUUUAAACAGAAACCUAGCAUUGUAUGCAUACAUUUUUGGCAUAUUAUCACUUUUGCUUUCCCUGUCUGUCCGUUCCCUAUUCAC
Molecule: messenger RNA, 1800 nt
Organism: Opisthorchis viverrini
Lineage: Eukaryota; Metazoa; Platyhelminthes; Trematoda; Opisthorchiida; Opisthorchiidae
Exons: 6
Coding region: 91-1338 (415 amino acids)
Source: RefSeq, a predicted model, not a curated record